UAAUAAUAACCACCUCACGACCGCCCCUCCCCCUUUUUCUUCCAGCCUACUAAAAUGGACGAGGAGUAUUUCCUAGCUCUAGAGAGGGAAGUAAAUGAGGAAAGAAGGAAAAGGGAGAAAGGUGGGCAGAAGACUGUAGUAAGUCACAAGAAGGAGUCGGGGGCCAGGAGGAGCUGCUAUAGCAGGCGGGCACGAACAUUAUUGAAAAACGCCAAAGAGAUAGCAGUAGAAACAAGAUGCUCCGUGAACUUGUCAAUUCGUCCAACAUGGAUGAAGGGAAAAAGCUGGUGCUUCUCCACACCAGAUGCAGCUACCCCAAGAUCAAGAGAUUGGAAUAACCGUGAGACGGAGAGGGACAUUGCUGCGACAUCGGUAAUGGCAACGCCCAGAAAACGUCAUGCCAUUGUAGAUAACGUUGAUGGGCCCAGUACUGGCAAGCUCAACAAGGAUGCUUGUCGUGUCUGUAACCGCCGAGAGGACAUUGACCUCUGGAUCGGGUGCAGCUUCACAAAGCGAUCCAAAUCUGCUUGCCAGUACUGGGUCCACCAGAAAUGCAUUGGCCUGGCGUACAUAUCUGAAGAGGAGCUGGAGGCCGUCCCAUUCUACUGCCCUCAUCACAUCAAAGACAUUUGAACAUUAUUUUGAAACGUUUGAAUAAUUCUAACUCCAUUUCUUUGUCUCUGGUGUUAUGUAUAUUUUAUCCCUGUACUUUUUUCACUGUAUUUGUUAUCGUUUAUGCAAACUUACUUUGUUUUUACUUUACACAUUGAAAUGGAAAUAAAUAUAUCAAAUAUAUAAUAACUGGCAACGAAAGUUGAUUUAAGAAAAUAAAAUAAAAAUACCUUAAAAUUCUUCCAAUACAUAUACUUCGUCAUUCGUGUUUGCUUGCUUCUUGACAUCUUCCUUGUACUGUUUAUAUUUUUCUUGUGAUGUUGACAAGACAUUCACGAGGUCUUUUUGAAGGGGGCGGUUCUCCAGGGACCUCAAAGGGAGUGAGU
Strongylocentrotus purpuratus (purple sea urchin) is the source of this 998-nucleotide messenger RNA. RefSeq lists its product as uncharacterized. Gene Ontology annotation, molecular function: protein dimerization activity; DNA binding. The coding region runs from base 55 to 633 and encodes 192 amino acids. Lineage: Eukaryota; Metazoa; Echinodermata; Echinoidea; Camarodonta; Strongylocentrotidae. The transcript has 2 exons. The record is from RefSeq and is a predicted model, not a curated record.